AUGACUUCUCAAGCUCCGAGUCGUGAAUUCUGUCUAGAGUGUCGCUGGGAGGACUUCCAUAUUGAUGGAAAAGAUGAGACUAAAUCGGGCGACCAGCCUCGGUCCCAGUGGGACUGCCUAGACCAAGAGCAUCACACGGCGCUCGGUCCAAAAGCGCUUGGCCCUUGUGUGGUCGACGAGGCUUGCUGUGAUGUGGAUGAAUGUCAAGAUGGUUGCCAAGAUGACUGCCAGGAUGAGUGUCAGGAAGAUUGCCCGCUAGAUUGUGGGUCAGUAUGCGAUGGCUUUGUGGACUGCGAUGCCUCGACUAUCUGCUCCGUUGCCCAUUGCGACGAUACUCACUGUGAUGGGAACCAUUGCGAAAGCACGGACCCUGUCUGCUUCGAGGAUCACUGCUGUGAUGGCAUUGAGGAACAGAAUUGUGAAUUCGAUUCGUUCUUCGGUCUCAAUACGCCUCUGUCGUUGGACACCUCUAGCAUGUUGCCUUCUGCCUCCAUGGGCCAAGGCGUUGGUGAAUCUGGAAAAAUCCCUGAUCAUACCCUGCCGGCUGUCAUAGAUCCCUGCUACCAUCAAGACUUCCUGUCAUCGUACCAAGCCCACGCGAAUCACUGCGACCAAAGCGUCGCGAACCAUUUCGAGUGCCAUGACUUCCAGAAGGACUUGCAAGGAAUCUUCCCCGUGCAACAAAUGCCCACGCAGACUGAUGUCAACCCAGCCGACGUCUUCCAUCUCUUGGGAACCUGUCCAGAUUUUCCUAUCCAGCAAGACCAACUUCAUCAUGAACACACAAUUCCGAGUCCCUUUCAAGCCCCUAAAAGCAAUACGUCCGACCCCCUAAAUAUCUUCCAUGCUCAUCCCGAACACCAUUACCUACACGAACACAACCACGGCCACGGUCACGGCCACGGUCACUUCAAGAACCCUAAUGACCUGAACCUUCAAAUUAUCCGAGGACCUCAUCGUACCCACCAUCGGUGCAAAGCGCACCAACACGCCCAUGUCCACUCUUACUCUCCUUACUCCCGGCAGUCCAGGUCCAGCAUCAGUUCCCACUUUAUUUCAAGCCCUGGAGAAACUCCACCACCGCUGGACGGAGGUGUCUCAUCAAUCUUAACGACGCCCGAUUUCUCUGAGGACAAUGACAUUCAUAUGUGCAAAUGGUCAACAAAAUUACAUGGAGUUAAAACCCCAUGUGGAGCCACUUUCACUGAUGCUGGCGCUCUCCAGGAACAUCUUGUGUCUUGCCACAUGAACACAGUUGAUGGGGCCAAGGGCAACGGGUAUUACUGCUGUUGGGUUGGGUGUCAUCGGCCAGAUGAGCCGUUUUCACAAAAGUCGAAGCUGCAGGGCCACUUUCUGACACACAGCAACUACAAGAAUUUCAGGUGUUCAGUCUGUGGCAAAUCUUUCGCUCGGCAGGCGACCCUUGACCGCCAUGAGCGCAGUCAUCGUGGUGACAAGCCAUACAAAUGCAAAGAGUGUGGAAAGAUGUUCACCGAUAGCAGUGAACUGAAAACCCACUCACGCACCCACACUGGCGAAAAGCCAUUCAAAUGCACUUACCCCGGUUGCGACUUUGAGACUGGAGAUUCAUCGAAUAUGUCCAGCCACAGAUUAACCCACGGUGAACGCAAACACAAAUGUCCCUACCCUGGCUGCACCAAGAGCUUUACUCGUCCUGAUCAAUUAAAGCGCCACCAACGCACAACCCACAAAGAGCCCAACUCCACUCUUCCUUCCCCUAGCCCCGACCACUUCGCACUCACACCCUUCACCAUGGUUUAA
Molecule: messenger RNA, 1782 nt
Organism: Penicillium pulvis
Lineage: Eukaryota; Fungi; Ascomycota; Eurotiomycetes; Eurotiales; Aspergillaceae
Product: C2H2-type zinc finger protein
Exons: 5
Coding region: 1-1782 (593 amino acids)
Biological process (GO): regulation of transcription by RNA polymerase II; central nervous system development
Cellular component (GO): nucleus
Molecular function (GO): DNA-binding transcription factor activity, RNA polymerase II-specific; RNA polymerase II cis-regulatory region sequence-specific DNA binding
Source: RefSeq, a predicted model, not a curated record